AUGCUCGCCGAGAUCCACCACGCACUGAGAAGAUGCCCGGGUCCGGGGGGUGGUUCGAAGAUGCAGGCAAUCUGCAGUCAAGAGACCACAGCCCAGUCUGAUGAAUUUGUGUACGGCUCCUCGAGCUCGGAGAUCGCCACGCGCCCAGUGACCAAAGGCAAGGCUGCCACUCAGCACCGUGGCUCCGACAAGCUGCGCGACGCCAACCAUACGAAAAGAAGUGAGCAGCCCAGCCCAGAGGAUGUUGGAGCAAUUCUCCUGAAUCCCGCGAGUGGUCGUGGUCGAUUCAGCUCUGGCAGUUCAAUCAAGACCGCACCAGACAUGCCAGGUCUCGGAGGCAAAGCGGUUUGGAAGAAGCCGAGGGUCAAGAGCAAGACAUGCAAAGCCUCCAGCGUUGGCUGCUCUCCUUUGAGUCCAGGCCUUGUCACGCCCAGCAAGCAGGAGAAGCUCCAGGAGAAGCGCAGCGACAACCCGGGAAAAGAUCCGAUCGACGAAGCGCAGUCUGAGAUCCAACAAAGCAUCAUGGGAAUGAAGGUCACGGACAAGGCAGGCAGGCCCACGUCGCAGAAGGAUUCGGGACGUUUGCGUAUUCGCCUAACACCGCAACACUUCAGUCGCUUGGGAACGACCUUCCGUCAUGUGCAAGUGCACUUCAUGAUGAUGAGAUUUACUAUCCAAGCUGUUGACUGCGAAGGCUAUGCAUGGACAGCUUCAUCGAGUUUGUUGCCGGGGCUCCUGGCAGUGGAUCGUUGCAAGUACAAGAUCGACCCUGCCGGCAAGUACGUCCUCAUUACCCUCUGGCCCGAGUACGAGCAUUUGCCUUUGAAGGGCCUGGAUCGUCUGGAGCUGCGGCUGCCGCCCUAUGAGUCUCAGAAGCAAGUCGGUGACAGCAAGGAGAAUUUCAUCUAG
Symbiodinium natans is the source of this 909-nucleotide messenger RNA. The record is from the annotation of a GenBank genome assembly. NCBI's taxonomy places the organism in Eukaryota, Dinophyceae, Suessiales, Symbiodiniaceae.